GGCGUUUUCGCCUUCCCACAGCAGCGUGAGUUCCCUGGGACGCUGGUGCGCCAAGCAGAUGGACAACGAUGAUGCAUUCAUCAUCCAUCUCCUCUCUCCGUGUGUCUGCUGUGUCUGUUGUUUGUUGCUUUGUUGUCAGCGGUGUUUGAGUCAGUGGCGCCGAGGAGCAGCUUCAUCUGCCACAGGUAUGUAACCGCACACGGAUGGAUGGAUGGAUGGAUGGCGUGAAUGGCUGCAGUGGGCGUAGCUUGCGAGAUGUUUCCGACGACUUAGAGCCGAUCAUCGCAUAGAAAUCAUGUCUGAGAGGGACACACAGGUGAGGCAGCUCAAAGGGGUGAUUGUGCCAUCGCCUGUUGCUGCCGGUUUCUCAGGGGCAGAGCCGUGGUUUGGCGGCCUCAGCUGGUGCUGCUGGUGGUAGUGCUGGUGCUGGUGGUGGUGGGGAGGAGGACGAGGACAGUGUAGCUGCGACCGAUGGAGAAACGGUGAGACCGACCAGAGGCAAUGAGUGACAGACAGACACACUCACCGCUCUGCCGCUGCCUGUGUGUUGUGCAGGUGCUCAUGUUGGUGACGCCCUUCCUGCCGCUCCACAUCCUCGUCCCUCUCCCCCUGCGGCGGCCCAACAGCGCCAAGCUGCUGUGGGAAGAGGCGGCAAUCAGCCACACACGGCUCUUCAUCGACUGCGCAGCCAAAGCUGACCACCAGUACUGGCAUUCGCCGACCGAGGGCCGCAGGUUUUGGCAGCGCAUCCCCCUUCCCUCCGUCGAGCGCGUAGCGGCACGGCUCACCGGCCUCACCGAGAUCACCCUCUGCCACCCCGAGUACCGCCGCGUGCGCAGCCCCACCCCUGAGAACCACCCCGUGUGGUGCAGCGACGUGUUGGUCUCUGUCAUUGAGACCACAGCCGCCCCGCGCGCCCGGCCCGAUGGACACGCAGACGCCAGUCGGCUGGAGACCAUCGCAUUCGAGAAGGUGCGGCUGAGUCGGGCGGAGCUUCUCGACCUGCGGCCGCAGCGUCCCCGUCUCCCUGAUCGCCUCGCCGAGCCCCCCACCCUCCCGUCGCUCAAGGUUGUUACAGGAGCCGUCGAAGAUCUUGAUGUCCUGGCCGACAGAGGGUGGAGGGUGCCGUCACUAGAGCGCGUGGAGCAGCAGGGCUGGGGGGCGGACCAGUUGAUCCACUUCAUCAGCUCGUCACGGUCGCUGCAGCACGUCGGCGGGAGUCUGUCGGAUGAUGGCUGGGCCAGUGUGUUUGAGGGCAUGCCCGAGGCCACUGCUGGGCAGAGGGGGCCACUUGCACGUCUGCAGAGUAUCGGCACCAUCGAGCUGCACGACAGUCCUGAGGCGGCCCGUGGAGCGAUCGCCAGACUGCAGGUACGUAAGCAGCAAUGGAUGCCGUUGGUGCAAUAUAGGUCAGUUUGGAUGCCAUCUUCCUGUGUAUAGGUGGCACUAGCGUCGCGUGGCUGCCGCCGGUCGCUCACUCAGCUGGUCGUGGAGGGCCUCAACGUCAUCAACAGCAGUGUCCUUCCCGUCAUGCAGUCCCUCGAGUCGCUACACAAGACGUGCUGCCGAGCCGACGCCCCAGUCGUCUUCGAGGCCCAAAAUGUCCCCACACGUGUCCCCAGACGUGUCGCCAGUGUCGACCUGUCGCUCUUCUACAGCGACGACCUUCCCGCCAACCCCUCGCCCCUCUUCAAGACGAUGAUGCAACAACUCGCACGGCAGACGAACAGGGUGAAGUACGUCAUCAGCGAGCAUGACCUCACCCACCCAGUCGACAGCCCCAGUAAGGCCGCCAUCGGCAUCGCCGAGAGCCUCACAUUUGACGGUGUGCGCUUCGUGGCGGUCGUUGAUGCCCCUGGCUUCGUCCCCCCUCCCGACACCCCAUUGCCCCAUCCCACCAUCAUAAACCACCUGCAGCAGUUCCCAAAUUCCGUGGGAUUGCUGGAGAUUCGCAGCCGGCUGGGCGGUGAAGCGGGUCGGCUGCUGGCCCAGAAGAUGCCCACUGAGUUGAGGAAUGUGGAGUUCGGGAGCGCUGUGAGCGCACAGGACCGACGGGUCGUGUUGGAGGGGCUGGGCAAGGGGAGGCAGGUGGGCACCGUCAGCGUCGGUGAAUGGGCGGAGGGGGUCAGUCUCACGGACGGCCCCUUCGACGGCUGGACGUCGGACAGCUUCCCCUCGAUUCACAGCGUAGAGAUACACCACUUGUGGGGUACGCACACACACGGAGGGUGGUUCAGCUUACGUGUGCAUCAUCGCCGUGUGUAUGUGGUGUUCCUCAGGGCUCGAUGAGCUGUAUCCCUCUGCUGCUGCUGAGACCAUCCGCGAGGGCAUCUCAUCCGUUGUCGGUGCCGUGCGAGGCCUGGAGAGUUUCUCAGUGCACGUGAAAUGCGUCCGGUUCGUUCGCGACUCCGUUCGCGUCGCCGUUCGCAAGCUGCUUCCCACCGGCACGAUCAUCGGCCCCGGUCAAGCCAAGAAGGAGAAGCUCCACUACCUUCAACCCACCAAGUCGUCGUUAGCGAAGGUGCAACAGGCCAAGAAGAAGGGCACGAUGAUCGGCCCCAGCUUCACCAUCGACACACGGGACCUCGGAUUGUGGAUUGAGGUGACUGCAAGGCGUCUCUCUUAGAGGGUGAGGCGGAGCACUGCAUCCGUCGCCCUCGCAAUACGAGUGCGUGUGUGUGUGUUCAGGCUGUGUGUCGAGUCGAGCCAGUCGUGACACAAAAGCACCGUGCCGUAGCACUCACAUCCUAUCCGUCUGUGUGCGCGUCUGUAUAGCUGUCUGUCUGUGUGUGUGCAUAGAGGGAGGGUGCAUUGGUGCGUUUGCCGCAUGGCUGCCUCGUCGAUGGAUGGACGGAUGGAUGUGUUCAAACGCGGCGUGCCUGCAGUCCUGCGACGUGUCCUGCGUCUGUGUGUCUGUGUGGGCAAAAUGUCACCUUUGGGCGGGCAAAAUGUGUGUUUAUUAGUCCUGCUCGCUUUCUGCUACUCAGUAGCCCAGCCGACCCUCUCUCUGUCUCUCUGUCUCUGGAAGCAGAGGGCACACGGCCGGCAGACAGACGGACAGACGGGCGGCAUGUCGGCGUGAUGGGUAGUGUGUUGAACGGAUGGGUAUCUACCUGUCUAAGUGGGAUUGUGCACAUGUCAGUCAUCUCAUGUCAAUGUCGGCAAACCAACGGCACGCAUCCCAUCAAUCGAUGCACGAGGCUUCAUCCAUCCAAUCAUCCAAUCGACCGUCAGUCAGUCAGUCAGUCAUACGUUCCUUCCCCGCUCGCACACGAGCGCACGCACCCAUCCAUUCAUCCAUCAAUUCAUCCAUGCACUCUGUGUGCAGUCGGCCAUACACACACCGUAAGCCUCUCAGAGAGAUGCGCUAGGAUAGACCACCCAGCCAACCCUCUCAUCAUAUGACCGAUGCGAUGCAGCAAUCCACCACCACCACCGUCCCGACAACAGUGUCUGUCAUCCUUCUAUCUAUUUCUACACCCAUACUCCCACAGAGGGCGGCCUCUCUGCCC
This is a messenger RNA of Vitrella brassicaformis, 3512 nucleotides long. The record is from the annotation of a GenBank genome assembly. Lineage: Eukaryota; Vitrellaceae.